CAUCACACAAACUGAAUUCUAGCAGCAAUCACUCAACAAAAAGAAGAAUAGUAGUGAGAGAAAGCUAGAGAGAGAGAGAGACAAAGAGAUGGGGAGAAUCGCAAGUGCUUUGUUGCUGCUGGUGUUAGCCCUGUGCUGUGCAGUGGCAAUGGUGAAGGGUUACAAUCAUCACGAGGGCGGUGAAGGAGGAGAGAGGAGAGGGAGGGAGAGGAUGUUCCUGUUGCGGGACAUGAAGCGGGUUGUGAGGACUGAAGCAGGGGAAAUGAAAGUGGUGAGGAGCACUCACGGGUGGAUUUCGGACUGGCCAAAUAUUCAUGUUGGGUUUGUCACAAUGGAGCCCAAUUCCCUCUUCAUCCCUCAGUACCUCGACUCCGACCUCAUCCUCUUUAUCCGCAGAGGCGAAGCAAGGGUUGGAUCAAUCUACAGGGAUGAGCUGAUUGAGAAGAGAUUGAAUUGCGGAGAUGUGUAUAGAAUUCCAGCUGGUUCUACAUUCUAUUUGGUUAACACUGCCGAUGGCCAACAGCUUCAUGUCAUUUGUAGCAUUGAAAAAUCUGAUAGCAUUGGAUGGGGCACCUUCCAGUCUUUCUUCAUUGGUGGAGGCUCGAAUCCAACAUCUAUACUUGCUGGUUUCGAACGCUCAACCCUUUCUACCGCACUUAACGUCUCAAAAUCGCAAGUGAGUCAAAUCAUGACCAGCCAAAAAUCUGGCCCGAUCAUAUCCUUGUCAAACUCUCACUCGGACUCGCACCCAUCAAGAGUUUGGACCCAAUUCUUGGAAAUGAAGCAUAACGAAAGAGUGCAAUGUUUGAAGCGAAUGGUGCAAGUCCAUGAAGAAGCAACCGAGCAAGAUGAAGAACCAAUUAUGUGGUCGUUUAAGAAGCUUUUGGGCUCCGUUUUUGGAAACCAAGUGAGUGGAAAAGACGAAGGGAGAAGCAGCAAGCCAGACUCAUACAACCUCUUUGACAGGAAGCCCGACUUUGAAAACGACUACGGGUCUAGCGUUGUUGUUGAUCAGUCUGUUUAUUCGCCUCUCCGGCAAUCCGGUGUUGGCCUUUAUCUUGUCAAUCUCACUGCGGGAUCAAUGAUGGCACCGCAUCUCAACCCAACAGCCACAGAGUACGGCAUUGUUUUGAGAGGAAGUGGCAGAAUCCAAAUAGUAUUUCCCAACGGAACCUUAGCCAUGAAUGCUAAAGUGAGCGAAGGCGACGUGUUCUGGAUUCCCCGGUACUUUCCAUUCUGCCAGAUCGCGUCUCACUCCGGCCCAUUCGAGUUCUUUGGGUUCACCACCUCAGCCCGCAGAAACCGGCCUCAGUUCUUGGUGGGUUCCAACUCUGUCCUACAAAGCAUGAAGGGUCCCGCCUUGGCGGCUGCCUUUGGUGUGAGCGAGGAGAGGCUCGAGAGAAUCGUGAAUGCUCAGAGUGAAUCUACCAUCCUGCCCUCGGGAUCUUCGGAGGAGGAGAAAGUGAAGAAUGAGAGGAUUCCCGCGGAGGCAAUCUGGAGCUUUGGUUUUUUGAGUAAUAAGUAGGAGUUGUUUUUUGGACACGUCUUUCUAUGCCUUCAAUUUUGUUUUCGUUUUCGUUGUUUUUGGUUUUCUUCCUCGCGGAUUUGGCUUUGUUUUGUUCAAUGCCCUUGAGGAUUGAGAGUUGUGAAUAAGAUGCCGUUUCUCAUUUCUUCCCUG
This is a messenger RNA of Rhododendron vialii, 1678 nucleotides long. RefSeq names its product vicilin-like seed storage protein At2g28490. The transcript is spliced from 5 exons. The record is from RefSeq and is a predicted model, not a curated record. The coding region runs from base 89 to 1525 and encodes 478 amino acids. NCBI's taxonomy places the organism in Eukaryota, Viridiplantae, Streptophyta, Magnoliopsida, Ericales, Ericaceae.